AUGGACGCUGAGGCCGGCGAGGCGGGGAUGCAGCAGCCAGGGGCGGCGUUCCCGAUGCCGUUCGACAGGUCGUCGUCGCGGCUAGGCGCGCCCGGCGCCGAGAGCUUCGACGGCGCGCUCAGGGAGCUCAAGGAUCUGCGGUCUCAGCUGCACGAAGCGGCGGACUGCUGCGAGAAGGCGUUCCUCAACACCGACAAGAAGAAGCUGAUUCUGGAGGGUACAAAGGGUUACAUAUGUGACGCGGUGGUAGCUGUGAUUGAUCACUUGGGGACUGUUUCAUCCAAGCUUGAGCACAAGCUGCAGGAGAAGACUGACGUCACACAGACAGAACGAAAGAUCAACUUCUUGAAACAGAGGCUUUUGACAUGCGAACAGUAUGCCAUUUCUCUGAAGCUUUUGACUGUACGAGGGGACCCUGAUGCCAUUCAAUAUCAUCGUCGUUACAUCUCACAAUUUACUCAAAGGUCCAAACUGGGAAACGGUGUUGGUUCGAGUAAAAAUGAUCCACGACUUCCGGAAAUUACUGGCCCAACAGUAUCUGGAGCUACCCUCACUCUCAAGCCAUAUGAUGUUCAACCAGCCACCGGAAAAGAACAUACCAUGGUAUCAGCAAAUUUUGAGGACAGCCCAAGGACCAUAAGAAGGUCAUUCUCGUUUAGAGCAGAGGAUGUUCACAUUGUUCUAGGUGAUCAGAAGAAGAAGGCCAACCAUGGGAGCACGAGUAACAUCUUGUCAUUUCUCAAGAAAACCAGGCGAUGA
This is a messenger RNA of Miscanthus lutarioriparius, 759 nucleotides long. The record is from the annotation of a GenBank genome assembly. NCBI's taxonomy places the organism in Eukaryota, Viridiplantae, Streptophyta, Magnoliopsida, Poales, Poaceae.